This is a messenger RNA of Apis mellifera (honey bee), 3215 nucleotides long. RefSeq lists its product as uncharacterized. The transcript has 10 exons. NCBI's taxonomy places the organism in Eukaryota, Metazoa, Arthropoda, Insecta, Hymenoptera, Apidae. The coding region runs from base 497 to 2998 and encodes 833 amino acids. The record is from RefSeq and is a predicted model, not a curated record.
UAAUAUUUCCUUUCAGACAAAUAAUAAAUGUAUAACGUAACGCGUAUAAUGAUAUUUUGUAAAUGUUUGAUUAUCUUAUUGUGAAAAAAAGCUAGGAGAAUUUUUUUCAAUGUCGUUUGUGUUUAUAUUAAUAAAACUCAAUGUGAAUUACUAUAUACUAUUAUGAAUGAUUAAAUAGGUUUGUUGAAAAAGAAACGUGUAAAAAUAUCAGACUUGUGUGUAACUACAUUUGUUUCUACUAAUCAGCUGACUUCCGGAACUUAUAUGAGAGAAAAUGUUAGUGAGGCAGUGAGGCCUUUCAUUCUUUUCACUUGACAGAACAGCAUACUCACAAGACAGCAAUUUUUUUAAUUGUUGAUAAUUUUAUUAAUCGAAGACUGACACGUUUAGUUUUUUGUAAUCUAAACUUGCUUAGAAAGAAACUAAUGUUACACUCUGUAUAAUCGUGUUGAAAAAUAAUUCGAAGGUAAUUUGGUGCUAUCAUCUUAAAAAUAAUAUGAAUUCUGAAGAAGGUGCAAGUAACAGUCAAAAUAAAAAUGGUACAAGAUUAGAAGAAAAUUUAAAAAAAAAUAGCAAUAAAUCAAUUGAACAGUCAACUAAAAUUAUACAACUUGAAAGUAAAUUAAAUGGAGAUCAAAUAAAAUUAAGUAAUAAAUUGAGUGAUAAUGGUGCCAAGAAUCAUUUGUCUUCAAAGGCUUCAAUUGCAUUCGCUAAUGGUACAAAAUCUACAGAAGAUACUACGUGUACCAGUUUUAAUAAUACUAUGGACCAAGAUACAAAUCAAGACAUAUUAAAUGCAAGUGUAUCUCCCAUGUUUUUAAAUGCUAACAAUAUUAAAUCUCAGACUGUAAACACUAAUGUUACAAGUCAAUUGAAGCAUAAGACUGUAAUGAGCACAAGUGCUUUGAAUUUGCCUAAACCUCCUAUGAAUUUAAAUUUAUCUUCAAGUCAAAAUAAUAUGCAUAUGAAUCAUACUUAUGGUAUAUCAGGAACUUAUAAUUCUGGUACUACAUCAAAUGCUACUUUAUAUUUAAAUAAUUCAGCAUCAGUUUCAUCCACAAUACAGUCAAAUUUAACAACAAUUAAACCAAAUGAAGAUAUUGAUAUGAAAAAUAAUGUAGAUUAUAUUUCUGGAAUUGAAAAAUGUCCAUCAAAAGUGUCAUGCAGCUCAGACUCUAGUCCUGAAGUAGACAGUGUCUGGGUAUCAAGGUCCUAUAGAACUAAUAGCUUGUUAAAUAAUAUAGGAGGUAGUAUAGGUUCAACAAGUCAAGGAACAUGUUGUUUUUUGAGACCUAAUAUUAAUGGAAAUAGGGAAAUAGCAGGACCGAGUGGAUUGCAAAAAAAUACACAAAGAGAACAAAAUGAGAGGAGAGAUUCAAGUUCUGGAAAUGAAGGUGACAUGUCAGAUGGAGAAGAUUAUUGUAUUUAUACAUAUAAGGGAAAUGAUGAUGCAGUUCAUUUGAUUCAAAAGGAAGAAAUAAAUCAAGAACAAGUGGAAGAACAUGAAGAGGAAGAACAAUGCCACAGUGGUAGAUCAAGUCCAGAAAUGGAUUUUUUGGAAAUGGACUUUGAUCCUGGGCCUUCUUGUGAGCAGGAUACAGGAGACAGUGAUUUGGCCUCUAUUAACGAAGAUAUACAGAAUAUAGCAUUAGACAAUGUAGAUCCUGAUCCAGUAUUAAAUGAUUUAAGUAGUGGUAAAGUUGUGACUAAACAAGGAAUUGCAACUACAUCUCAAAACUCAAAGCAAAGUGUACAAAAUGUGAAUAAUGCAGAAAUUCAGCAAUGUUCUAGCAGUAACCCAUAUAAUUCUGAACCAAGUAUAAAACCAAAUUAUCCUUCUCCAUGGAUGCCAAGUACUAGUAAUGCAAUUGGAAAAUGGGAAACUAGUAAAAUGUAUCGUAAUACAAGAUGUCCUUUACGAGAAUCAUAUGGAUAUCAUAAUACAAGCGGCGAUCUUAUUUCACCGGGUGACAAUAGAGAUUCAGACGCAGAAUUAUGGGUUGAAUCUUCAUCAGCUUCCAUUCCAGAAAACUCAAAUUUAAAUUCUAGGAGAGUGAAUCUCAGUUCAACUCUUUAUCAUCGCAUGAUGGCAAAGAAAUUGAUGCUCAAUAAACAAGCUGCAUUUAAUCAGAGUGGUGACUCAAAUCUAGAAAACGAAUUAUCUAACGAUCGUUUAGAUGGCCUUUUACCAAUUGAGAAAGUUAUGUUAUGGAGUGAACAAGAAGCUACAGUAAAACAAGUAACUCAAAUAGGAACAUCUGCAUGUGGUGCUACUGCUGCAAUAAAUGCUUUGUUGGCUUUAAAUGUCCCAUUUUCAUUAGAAACAUUAGUAAAAGGUGUGAAUACUAGACAAAGAGAACCAGGUACACCACUACCACGAUAUUUAUAUAGUCGAUCAGUGGCUGGAUCGACACACGGAGAUCUGGCCCGCGGCAUAGCUUUAUGUACAAAUGGGUCAGUUAUAACAAAAUUUUUUGCAUUUUAUCCCGAAAGAAAAGUUUCAUUGUCUCAUUGGUUACAUUAUUGGAUAUCAAAAGGUGCUGCGCCCAUAGCAACGCUAAAUUUACAACAUUGUGGAGAAGGAUGUGAUAUUCCAGAUGCAUGGCAUCAUCAAAUGAUAUUUGGUGUUGGACAAGCAGGAAUUUAUUUAACUAAUCCAUUAGAAUGUUUACCUGAACAGUAUGUUUGGCAUCAACUUGUAAGUCCUAGUAUUUUACUAAUACGAAGAGCGGAUGUCUUAGCUCAUUGGAAUCCUAAUACAGAUUUAACACCACUCGCUGCUAUGGAUCAAAAGUGGCGAAAGCUCAAUGUUUUUGGUCAAGUUGUAAAUAUGAUACGCGAAGCAAUGACCCAGAGACGUCAACUCAAUAACUUAUCUACUGGAGUAACUCACAUUCGUAUUCCUGCAUCUUAUCAAGCAGGUAUUACAUUAGUUAUGUGUGCAGACUCUUCAGCUGCUUCCGAAUUGUUACAUACCGAACAAUUACCACUACUCUAGUCUUGUUGAUCAAAAUUAUUAAAAUUCAGGCUGCCCCUUUUUAUUUGUAAUAAAUUUAAUUAGCAGGCUGAUCCGCACAAUGUUAUUCACAAUAGCUCAUUUACUAAAUAAGGUGGGGUCAGAAUCGAAAUAAUUUACAUUUUUAACACAAAAAAUGUUUGUAUUCAAAGAGAAUAUUAUUGAUUAAAAUAUAUUUCAAUAGAAUAUUUCUGUUUUA